AAAAAAAAACAAAAAUAAGAACGACAUCGAUAAUAAAACCGCCUGAAAGAGCACAAAGUGCCGAGAGAAGUCGCCGGCUCGCCCGCUGCAGCCGCCGCAGGCCUGGAGCGCCGCACGUCUCGCGAGACUGUGAAAGUGAGCAGUGUGGCGACGGGAGUUGGUGUGGGCCGGAGUUGAGUUAUUUGUGUUGUCGAAGAAGGAGGAAGGGAAAGGAGACCGGAGCAGGGGGGGGGGUUACAUCGGCAACAGAACAGAGCGAGUGUGAGAGCAAUCCGGGGGAAUCCAAUAUGGCAUCGGGCGAUACCCUCUACAUUGAAACCGAUGGCUCGGAGAUGCCAGCCGAGAUAGUCGAGCUCCACGAAAUCGAAGUGGAGACCAUCCCUGUGGAGACUAUCGAGACCACGGUGGUCGGGGGGGACGAUGACGACGAGCACCACCAGCCCAUGAUCGCCCUGCAGCCGCUGGUUACAGACGAUCCGAGCCAGGUUCACCACCACCAAGAGGUGAUCUUAGUGCAGACCCGGGAGGAGGUGGUCGGCGGGGACGACUCGGACCUCCGGGCGGAUGACGGCUUCGAGGACCAAAUCCUCAUCCCAGUCCCGGCCCCGGCUGCCGAGGAGGAGUACAUCGAGCAGACUCUGGUGACUGUAGCCGGGAAGAGUAGCUCCUCUUCGGCGGGGCGGAUGAAGAAAGGGGGAGGCGGCAGCGGGAAGAAAGCGGGUAAAAAGAGCUACCUGAGUGCGGCCGAGGCCAGCGGCAGAAAAUGGGAGCAGAAGCAAGUCCAAAUAAAGACUCUGGAAGGGGAGUUUUCAGUCACGAUGUGGGCUUCUGAUGACAAAAAGGAUAUUGAUCAUGAGACAGUGGUGGAGGAGCAAAUCAUCGGAGAGAACUCCCCUCCGGAUUAUUCCGAGUACAUGACUGGGAAGAAACUUCCUCCUGGAGGCAUCCCUGGGAUCGACCUCUCGGACCCCAAGCAGCUAGCGGAGUUCGCCAGGAUGAAGCCACGAAAAAUAAAGGAAGAUGACGCCCCCAGGACGAUAGCCUGUCCCCACAAAGGAUGCACAAAAAUGUUCAGGGACAACUCCGCCAUGAGGAAGCACUUGCACACUCACGGGCCACGAGUUCACGUCUGUGCGGAGUGUGGGAAGGCGUUUGUGGAAAGCUCCAAACUGAAGAGACAUCAACUUGUUCACACUGGAGAGAAGCCUUUCCAGUGUACAUUCGAGGGCUGUGGGAAGCGGUUCUCCCUGGACUUUAACUUGCGCACUCAUGUGCGGAUUCACACCGGAGACCGCCCCUACGUCUGCCCCUUCGACGGCUGCAAUAAGAAGUUUGCUCAGUCCACCAACCUGAAGUCUCACAUCCUAACACACGCUAAAGCCAAAAACAACCAGUAAAAGUGCGGAGACGCCUCCCAGCCAAUCCUCCACACGAUGGCAUCUUAACGCAAAUGUUCAUUGAAAUACCCUUUGUAUAUUGUUUCUAGGAAAAAAAAGUUUUAAAAGAAAAUUACUUAACGGACUUUUUGAUAAGUAAGGAGAUGAGAAAAAGGAAAAAAAACUUUAAGGAUGAAGCUAAACAGUUUAUCACCUUUAGUACUGAUUUGAGAACACGGUGGUGUUCUGUAAAGCCAACUGGUAAAUAAUGGUCCAUUCAGGAAGGCACACUCACGGACUUUCAUUUAAAGACUAUUCUUUAUACAACUGCGCUAAAAGAGAAAAAUUGGGACUGAUUUUCAUAUCAAAGAAGUAUAAUUUUCACUUGUCUGCAUAGAAAACCAUUUGCUUUUUAAUUUUGUAUUUUUCCAAGUGUGCAUAUUGUACACUUAUUUUGGGAUAUGCUUCGUAAUGCUAUGUGUGAUUUUUUUCUGAAGAUUGAAAUCUGCUUGUAAUAGAUCUUCUUGGAAGAGAAUUGGCAGUUACUGUACUACAUGCAUACUUCAAAAGUAUUUUUUUCUGUAAAAAGUUAGUUUUUUUUUUUGCUCCUUAAUUUGGUUGUAUUCUUCACUGUUAACUCAUUUUGUAUAAUUGUACCGUACAGCUGUAUUGAAAUCAUGUAGACUCUAAUAGCAAUGUGAUUUAAAUAGUGUUAAUCAAUUAAAACCAUUUUAGUCACAACAUUUACUUUAUUUUUCCUGACAUGUACUGCCAGUUGCUAAGUUGUCUAAUGUACUUCACUUCAAAGCCUGUCUCAGAUACGUUACACAAACACAUAAAAAAACGUGGUGCUCGGUUGCAUUUGUAGAAUGUAUUGUACAGGCGUCAACCUUUAAUUCCUGUUAAUAUGUACAUCCCAUGUACUUAAUGAGGCCAACAAUAAAAUGGUGGUCCCAAAGCAAGCACUUAGUAGAAAUUUAAUUUUUAAGAAUGUUAGGAGUUGUACAGGCUAGAAAAUGAGUCUGAUGUUGUGGAUGGAGAAUCAAUUUGCUUGUCUGCUACUAAUCGCAUUUCCUCUGAAAUGGUCCAUGUUGCGGUGUUCUUGAAUGUAUUGUUUUUAACAUGGGGACUGUCUCAAUGUGGCUGCAAAAAGAAGCCUAAUAGCAUAUGAAAGGUUUCUGAAAGCUCCAGUAUCUCAGUUCAGUAGCAUCUUUGUUGAAGAGAGUGAGCCCAAUUGUUGUCAGAAGUGUUACAAUGAGUGCUUUCCUGUCCUCCUUUGUUGCAGACCCCACUCUUGCCUAAUUUAAGCAUUAGUUAUGUUUGUGUGGUUCAGCAGAUUUUUUGAAACAACAAGGACAGGUUUUAUAGAUGUAAAGAAAAGGUAGAGCACUAAGGAAUGAGUGUUCUGCCUUGGAGAAUAGGGUUACAGAGAUUACAAUGGUGACUGAAGGGGUGUAAUGAGAAAACCUGCUGUGGUUAAGUUUCCUGAUUAGCAUCCCUGUGGAUCUUGUGCCUAAUAAAAACAGCUAAUUUCUGUGA
This is a messenger RNA of Lepisosteus oculatus (spotted gar), 2915 nucleotides long. It is a transcript of the gene yy1a, whose product is annotated as YY1 transcription factor a. Gene Ontology annotation, cellular component: chromatin; PcG protein complex; transcription regulator complex. Gene Ontology annotation, biological process: regulation of transcription by RNA polymerase II. The record is from RefSeq and is a predicted model, not a curated record. Lineage: Eukaryota; Metazoa; Chordata; Actinopteri; Semionotiformes; Lepisosteidae. Gene Ontology annotation, molecular function: RNA polymerase II cis-regulatory region sequence-specific DNA binding; DNA-binding transcription factor activity, RNA polymerase II-specific.